This is a messenger RNA of Cryptomeria japonica (Japanese cedar), 2110 nucleotides long. Its product is annotated as nuclear transport factor 2. Gene Ontology annotation, molecular function: mRNA binding. The record is from RefSeq and is a predicted model, not a curated record. Gene Ontology annotation, cellular component: cytosol; ribonucleoprotein complex. The transcript has 10 exons. Bases 260 to 1753 code for a protein of 497 amino acids. Lineage: Eukaryota; Viridiplantae; Streptophyta; Pinopsida; Cupressales; Cupressaceae.
CCUCUCCGAGCACUCGCCAUUUAUUAAAAAAACAAAUUAUAUAGAAAUAUUUAAAAUUUUAAUACAGCACAGCUUAGGAAUGGCGCUCAUUUUUUCAUCCGUAACUCAGAUCUAAUUUUACAAUUUUGAUGGUGGCAGGAGGGAGUGAAUAUCCUUGUUUUUCACUCUAGUUUUUGUUGACUUGGGCUGCUUUUCUCCCAUUUUUACCCUGCUUACCAGAUCAGAUCUCGCUAAGGGUUUUGUUUCCAGGGUUUAAUAGAUGCCUCACGGAAUGGCUUCAGGGGCGAUGGCGUCCUCAUAUUCUACUCCAGUCACUGCUGUACAGGUGGGGACUUAUUUCGUUAAUCAGUAUUACCAAGUUCUGCAACAGCAGCCCGAAUGUGCGUACCAGUUCUAUACAGAGAUGAGUACCAUGUCUCGCGUGGACCGAGAUAAACAAGAAACGGCUUCUGGGACGAUGGAAAUUCAUAGCCGUGUGAUGUCUUUGAACUACACUGGCUGUCUCAUUGAGCUCAAAUCAGCAGACGCUCAAGAUUCAUUAAGUGGAGGGGUACUUGUUAUGGUCACUGGCUCUAUUCAAAGAAGGGACAGAGAGGUCAAAAGGAAUUUUGUUCAAACAUUUUUUCUUGCACCUCAGGAGAAUGGUUACUAUGUAUUAAAUGAUAUUUUUAGAUUCUGUGAGGAAGAUUCUUAUGUAGAGAAGCAAUUUGAUGCACUUACAAAUGGUGAUCAUGAGCCUCAGUUGAAGUCAGUUUCACCUGCGACUGAACCAGCCCUAGAGCCUUCUUCCCCUGCUACAAUUGAAUUGAAAAGGGAGUUUACUACUGCUACCACUGUUGAGGAAGAAGCAAUAGUUGAGGAAUACAAUAUUUCUGAUCAGCAAGAAUUUCCCAUACUUGAAGAUAAAUUGGAGGAUGUCUCAAUGGAAGUCUCGAUAGCAGGCACAUCUGCUGCUGUUCCAUCUAUGGAAACUGCUUCUGCUUCUGCUCCUGUUGAAGAAACUACAGGGGAAGUUACCAAGCAUACUUAUGCCUCCAUUCUUCAGGCAUCCAAGGCAAUGAAUAAGGCUUCACCUUCAACCACUUCACAAUCUUACCAGGCACCAUCAAAUAAGCCUAUUGUGGUAGUUUCAGAGCAGCAUCCUACAGCGCAGCCUUCACAACAAAAUCAAUCAUUAAAUGCCUCAACAGAAAUUGAUGAAUCACAGCCCAAUGCUUCUGAUGAUGGUGCUGGCUUAGAAAAUGGAGGUGAUGGUAGAUCAAUUUACAUUAAGAAUCUUCCUUUGACUGUUGCUGCUGUUGAUCUGGAAUUGGAGUUAAAGAAGUUUGGAAAAAUUAAACAUGGAGGCGUUAAUGUGGUCAAUAGGAAGGAUACUGGAGUCUGUUAUGCUUUUGUAGACUUUGAGGACUCGUCCUCUGUUCAAAGUGCUGUUGGGGCAUCCCCAAUACAAUUUGGUGGUAGACAAAUAUACAUUGAGGAGAAACGGACAAGCAAUACUCCACGUGGGAGAAGAGGUGGACGAGGAAGGGGAUUUCAGAAUGAAGGUGUGAGAGGUCGGGGAUAUUAUGUCUCACGUGGCCGGGGAGGUGGACAAGAGGCUGGGAGGGAGUACUUCAAUAGAGGAAGGGGUGGUGGUGGUCGAGGAAAUCUUGGAAAUGCAGGUGGAAAUUCCUUCAGACUUCCUAGACGGUCUGGUGGAAGCCAAAUUGUGCAAAAUGGUGCUGCUGAUAAAAUUUCUGAUGAAGCAGUCUAGUACACUUUAGAGCACCUAGUUCAGCACAACAAAUUUCUUUCCGUGUGUAAUCUUUUAAGAUGCUCGUUCACUGUAUGAGCUAUUUUUAUCCAGCACUUUUCAUGUUGCCCGGUUUAUGUAUGCAUACCAUUCUAGUUGGAAUAUUUUCGUAGGCUGGCAGACUGAUUUAUGGUGGCAGUGGAUCACUGAAGUUGGAUGCCCCUGAGGCAAAAAGAUAUGCCGACGAUUUUGCAUCCAUUUCUGUACCCUGUUACCUGUCAUUAUACUUUUUAUUAUCAAUGCUUUAAAUUCUUGAUGUAUGUUGGCAAACUUCACAAGUAGAUUGCAUAAGAUGUUCUCGAUUCUGAGAUUUCUUAA